Messenger RNA from Chenopodium quinoa (quinoa), 4023 nucleotides. Its product is annotated as nuclear intron maturase 1, mitochondrial-like. The coding region runs from base 136 to 2208 and encodes 690 amino acids. Gene Ontology annotation, biological process: mRNA processing. NCBI's taxonomy places the organism in Eukaryota, Viridiplantae, Streptophyta, Magnoliopsida, Caryophyllales, Amaranthaceae. The record is from RefSeq and is a predicted model, not a curated record. The transcript has 4 exons.
UUUAGAGUUAGAGGCUUAUAGCUAAUAAUCUUGCUCUAAACUACACCUAACUGCUUAGGGGUUUUACUAACUAUUGUGGGAGUAUAUAAAUUUUCGAAUUUUCUCCAACGUCCUAUACCUUUGUUCUCUACGAUCAUGUCGUUGAGGACUUUCAUCAAACAUCUUCCGAGCAAUCCUCUACUGGUACGCUUCUCAUCCCUGCACUCUCUCUCCUCUCUUUCUCCACACCCACAUCAUCAAAAUCAUCAUCCUUCACAACCCCAACAAAAUCAGCAAGACCCAUAUGCUCUAAUGAAAGAAGACCCAAUUCAAAUUUGCUCAGAAAUCUGGGUAAAAUCCUUCUCUACUCCAAAAUCAAAGCCUUUCUCUAAUCUUACAGGCUUUCUUUCCAAAUUUGAUAUCUGGGUUUUAGCAUACCAGCGUUCUGUUGCGCAUUUCACUGGCUCAUUUCCUACCUCAAGCGCCAUUCACUCACAGACAUUGCAUCAUCUUCUAUCGCUUCGUAAUGCUGUUGUUAAAGGUCAGUUUCAAUGGAAUAUGAAAACUGAGUUGUAUAUUCGUAGUCCAAUUGAAAAACCCAUUACUGAAUUUACCUCUAAAACAACUUUGAAGAAGCUGUUGGGUUCUAGUAACCCACCGUUUCAAGACCGUGUUGUUCAGGAGGCUUUGUUGUUGAUUCUUGAACCUGUAUUUGAGUCUAGAUUUUCGUCGAAAUCACACGGUUUUCGCCUCGGGCGUACUGCUCAUACUGUAAUUAGGACUAUUAGGAGUAAUUUUGCUGGGUAUCUUUGGUAUUUGAGAGGUGAUUUGAGUGAGGUUUUGGAGAAUGUUGAUAAGGGUUUAGUUAUGCAUUGUGUGGAGGAAGUUGUGAAGGAUAAAAGAGUGUUAGGUUUGAUUAGUUCUUCCUUUAGAGGGACUUCGAAACGUUGUUUCGAGGUUGAUGAUGGCCGGAAGUGGAAGAGAGGGGCGGGGAAGAGGAAAAAAAAGAGUGAUGAAAAACGUAGGAAGGUUUUGAAUCCAAAUGAGCCAAAACCGGAUCCUUAUUGGCUUAGAACAUUCUAUAAUUUUGCACCAGAGGAGGCAGCUAAGGUGCCGAAUUAUGGCCAUUGUGGAAUUCUUAGUCCUUUUCUUGCUAAUGUUUGUUUAAAUAUACUUGAUCAUAUGAUGGAGGAGAAAAUAGUUGAGUUUUUUAGGCUGUCUAUGCUUGACUCGAUUUGGAAGGAUUCAAAGACUGAUAGUUGUCAUAACCCUGCUUGGCCUGAGUUUGUUCCAUCUGGUGGGAAGGAAAAAACAAGAAAAAUGGAUUAUAUACGAUAUGGUGGUCAUUUUUUGAUAGGCAUUCGAGGAUCCCGGGAGGAUGCUGCGAAGAUAAGGGAAGAGUUGAUUGACUUCUGCAGUAGCAAACUAGGGAUAAAGUUGGACUACUCAAAGGUGGAGAUUGAGCAUGUAAGUAGGGGAAUUUUGUUUCUUGACCAUGUCAUUUGCCAUCGUGUAGUAUACCCAACAUUGCAUUACACAGGUACAGGUGGUAAAACUGUUAGUAAAAAGUGUGUAGGAACAUUGCUUUCGGUUACUGCUAGCUUGCCACAAUGUAUUCGCCGAUUCAGGCGCCUUGAACUGUUAAAGGGUGAGGAGGAUCCAGAGCCAUUGCCCUGUACUCCGAUGCUUUAUUCCAGCCAAGCUCAUACAAAUUCUCAGAUGAAUAAGUUCCUUGAAACUAUGGCUGAUUGGUAUAGAUAUGCUGACAACCGUAAAAAAGUUGUUGGCUUUUGUGCUUAUGUGAUCCGCAGCUCUUUAGCCAAGCUAUAUGCUGCCAGGUAUAAGCUCAAAUCUCGUGCCAAGGUAUACAAGAUAGCUUCCCGAAGCCUCAGUCAUCCUUUAAGAGGCAAAGGAAACAAUGUGGCAUCUGAGUACUCAGAUCUUCUGAAGUUGGGUCUUGUUGAUGCCAUUGAAGGUGUGCAGUUUUCUCACAUGUCUUUGAUCCCCAGCUGUGAUUAUACUCCAUUCCCUCGUGUUUGGGUGCCUGAUCAUGAACAAAUGUUGCUUGAAUACAUCAAAUUACAAGAUCCUAAAUUCUUUUCUGAACUACUUAAGUCAAUCAAGACUCAAGGUCUAAGUCUACCCCAAAAUGAGAUAUCUGAAAUUGUUUGGGACUUAAAGACUCUUGGUGCACGUUGGUUUGACAUCGCAUCAGAAAAGCACCCUUAAGGAUAAAAAUGGUCUAUUGGCAAUAUGGAAUCAAUUUGUGUGUUCCCUUUAUGUUUGUACUGCCACACUUGUAAACUAAAAGUAUGUGCAUAUUAGUAUAAUUAUAGAAGAGGAGGCUGCAAAUAUGAAGAUUGCUGUAACAGUUUUGGGUUACGAUUGAGUGAAGCUAUACACCUGUUCUUAAUAACACGGCAUGUGUUGUCAAUAUAGUUAUUUUCACCAAUCAAACAGCUAUGAGAACGUGGAUUUCUGAGAGAUAUUAAUGUUAGAGCUGGUGAAGGAUGCUUAGUGUUCCACUGUUGGGACUAAGACCUAAUUCAAUACUCCGUGUUACUCUAUCAGAUUCAGUGCAGCAGCUCCUAUCUGGAUUUUAUGGUAAAUAUACUUGAUUUUUACUAUCUUAGCUUAUAAUGCCUCUCUUGUGUCACAUGGUCUUUUUUUUACUUUCACGACCUGUCAAAAUUCACUAUCUCGCACUGAGCAAGGCUCACCUGUCUAUUGAAAGGAAUGAGAUAGUCUCUUUAGAGGAGAAGGGGUUUGGGAAUUCCCUUGAACUAGGUUCCAUUAAUUAUUAUGUGAAUAGCGGUGGAUAUGGACUCCAAUGGACUAAUGAUUAAGACUCAAUUGCAAUAAUGUAAGGCUCUUAUUCAAAUUUAAAAAGUAUACACGCCAGACAUUUCUCCUAUCUUAAUGUCAGGUUUUGAAAUGAAUUUAGUUUUCAAUUAAGAAUUAUUUCAAAGAAGAAUUAGGUUGAAGGGAAGCUUCUUUAGUGGUAUUUGAUUGGGUAUUAUAGAAUGGAAUUGACUGAGUUUAGGGGUGAGCUUGAUACUAUAUCAAAUUCAUCCCUCAAUUUCUUCAAUUUAUUGCUAGAUUUAUUAUGCACUUUUUUACUUUUGUAGUAUGUAGAUUUUUUUUUUUAUCUUUUUUUUUUUAUUUUUUUUAUAAUAUAAUUUUGUAAUUCGUUUGAUUCCUUUUUAUCAAGUCAACCACUCCCUUAUUUCUAUAUCAAGUUCUUAUCCUUGCCACCUUGUAACUUUUCUUGAUGCCCUUUAGAGUUUGGAGUGUCUAGUAUUAGAGGGUGGAGGGCUUUUUAUAUAUCCUUCAAUUUAUAUUUUAGAAGAAUACCAUUAUUGUAGGGAAUUAGAGGCAAAUCUCAUUUGCUACAUUUUUUUUGGGUGAAAGAAUGCAGGAUUUAAUAACAUAGACUAAAAAAAAAAAUGUUUCUCAAAUGCUCCGAAUGAAAAAAUUCUUAGCAUUUGAGUAAAAUGCUCCACUUUUCCUAUGGCCGCAACAUUUGAAUUAACUGAAAUAGAAAAUUUGCUUCCCUCUCUUUAUCAGGAAAACCCUAGUUACCGCUUCCUGCUCUCUCAAACUCGAUCCCUUCUUCCCUGAGCUACCUUUUCCUAAUCAAGAGAUGAGGGAUGUUAACUCUGUCUUUCCAAACUUCAUUUCUAUGUUAGUUUGCGUAGAGGCUAUAGUAGUGUCUCACGACUGCAAUCACACUACACAGAAAGUGCGAGCUCAAAGCUGUAUGGCCGUGACAGAAGUCGCAAACACUGGAAGUGUUGUUCUUCGUAAUCUAACUAUCUACAUCAACAAUCUCAAUGAAAGAAUCAAACUCACUGAGUUGAAAAAUUUGCUAUAUGAAGAGUUUUCUCAAUUUGGGAAGAUAAUCGAGGUGAUGCAUUGCAAUGCUUGGGAUGGUGGUGGCUACGAUUAUGAUGAGGAGGGGUAGUCACUUGGAUUACUAGCUUCCCUUUAAGCCAAUGAGGACAUUGUAUGAUUUAACAUAAGGGUAUUUUUUGUAUAUAUAUG